Messenger RNA from Synchiropus splendidus (mandarinfish), 2642 nucleotides. RefSeq names its product peroxisomal biogenesis factor 26 (gene pex26). Bases 1284 to 2228 code for a protein of 314 amino acids. Gene Ontology annotation, biological process: protein import into peroxisome matrix; protein import into peroxisome membrane. The transcript is spliced from 4 exons. The record is from RefSeq and is a predicted model, not a curated record. Lineage: Eukaryota; Metazoa; Chordata; Actinopteri; Syngnathiformes; Callionymidae. Gene Ontology annotation, molecular function: protein-containing complex binding; ATPase binding. Gene Ontology annotation, cellular component: peroxisomal membrane; peroxisome.
AGACAUUCACAGCACUUCUCUCUCUCUCCAGGCUUGUAUCUCUUCAGCUGGAGGCUUUAUUGUUUCUUAAGAAAUGCAUGUUUACAUGGAAGAGAAACCAUAUCACAGCUCCUCUGCACCACCUUCAUCAUCAUCAUCAUCAUCAUCAUCUCCAAAGCGGGGCGUCUCUGUCCGUCCAGGACAUCAGUCUCUGAGGUCCGUGCUUCAGUGCCACUCUGUGGCUCCACAGUCCGUCACGGUGAAGGUCCUCCUGAAGGUCACCAGGCCAGUCCCUUCUUCUUCUUCUUGCCCGGACCCUUCUGUCCUGUCCUCUGCGCCCGCAUCUUCUUGGCCUGCCUCUGACUCAUCCACACCGGGUACUGGCCGUGCUCGUUCAGCAGGGUUUUCUUGUUGCGUUUGCUGUCCGUCUCCAUUUGACCCUCCGUGGCUGAAGAACAGGGCACAAUGAUGAAUGAAACUCCAGUGACAGAGGCUUGAGCGGAUCCUCCCCGUUUACCUGCAGCGUCUUCCAUGUCGACAUCGGCUUUCUUGACCUUGUCUGCGGGCACCACCGUGGCGAUCUCCUGCACCUCCGCCAUCACCGCCUCGCCCUUCACACCGGAGCCCAGAGCCUGCUUCAGCCUGGCCAGCUCUUUCGGGGCGUUCUUCUUCCUCUUCUCCGCCCUCAUCUUCCUCUUCCACUUACUCCGCAGGCUCUUUGCCAUUCUGAGCUGCGAAAACAUCACAGCUAUUACUGCUCAGACCGAGGCGUCCUUUGGCUCCACAUUACCGGCCAGUCAGUGGCCAUGACCGGGUGAUGCUCAGGCCAUGAAGUCACCUGACACGGCGGAGACGCUUGACUCAUCGAGCAGCUGAGCACUGCUAGCAUGUUAGCUUCCCUCACACUAGCUUCAGCUAAACCCCGAUGCUAACGAGGCGCACGACAAACCUCGGCACGGAGUUCAAGCGUCAGUAAAAUAUAUUAUCAACAUACAAGGAGUCCGGCGGACUGAUGGAGGUUAGCACUUACCGACGGUCCAGGAGCGCAGGAGCGAGGCUGCCGCGACACGUGUUUACAGGGGAACAGAAUGAUGACGUGUGCUGGGAAAAACACGCGCCUGAUUGGCUGGGAACUCUUGCGUCUGAUUGGCCACUGACUCCAACCUCCGGAAGUGCGUCCAAUGUAAACAAGAAGCUGGAGAGCGACUUGUAAAGACGUUGGAACAAGUCGCUUCCAUAUUUGUUUUGUAGUAAUAAACGAAGCCAGUCGAUUUUUUUUGGAUAGUUUCGUGCGUUUAUUCCCGAUGGCGAGCGUCUUCACCACUCAUGCCGGAUCCCCGCCGCAGCCCGCGUCAGUGACGCAGCUGUUUGACUCGCUGGAUUCUGCGGCAGAGCAGCUGAUGGUUUUGAAGGACUUCGCUUCUGCUCUGCAGACUUGUUCCUCUGCUCUGGAGAAACUGCGCCUCGUGGAAGAGGAGGACUCGCAGGUCUCCGAGUUGAAGGCGGGAUUCUGCAUCGUGGGGAUUCAAGCGCUGGCUGAGAUGAACCAGUGGCCCGGAGUCCUGUCCUGGCUGCUGCAGCACUAUGAGGGACCCGAGAGCCUCCCCGCCAGGGUCCUGCAGAUGUGCAUCGUGCUUUAUACCAAAGUGGGAGACGCUGGCGUGAUGCUGGAGGCGGCCGGAGCCUGGCUCCACUGUGAGUCCAACAGACGAGUGGCGGGGUUUGGGACAGUGGCCGAGCUGUACCUGCUGCACGUGCUGCUGCCGCUGGGGUUGGUGGAUCAGGCCCGGCAGCUCGUCCUGGGCCAGGUGGGAAGCGCUGUCUUCUCUGAGGAGCAGAGGCUGGCGGCGCUGGACGUUGUGGAGGCGAGGGAGACUCAAAUCAGAGAACCUUCUCCAGGUCCUGGUCCUGGCUCUGACUCGGAUGCUGCGCUCUCUCCUCGGGGUGAGUCCCACCUGAGCCCCAGACCAGCUGCCACACUUGCUGAGCUCUUGUUCUCAGGUGCUGCCCCCCACUGGCUGGAGGCCCUUCUGAAAGCCACCUACAGGAAGCUGCUGCUGAGCAGCUCUGGCUCUCUGCUGGUCCACAGACUGGUCCUGGCCGCCUUGCUCCUCUACAUGCUCUUCCUGCGGCUGGAUCCAGCGCUUCCCUCUUCAUUCCUGUGGAUUUCCAAACUCCUCCACUUCCUCAGGCACAUGUGGAGCCACGUGCGCUCACUGCACUCUCCCUCUCAGAGCAAAGGACUGUGAACCAGCAUCACCUGGCUCGAAGAUGCGUCGCAUGAGCCCCUCGCAGGGCCGACAACACGCCUCCAGUUGGGUCGGCAGUGACUCUCUAGCCAACACAUGCUGUGACUCCUGACUCCGGGCUUCAUUUGACUCAUGUUCUGAACUGGCCGUGACACGUUCUCCACGCUGGUUCGUCCGGUGUUUCCUCAUCUAACUGCAGCUGUACCAGACAGCACCAUGGCUGUCGUCCCAGUGCAGCUUGUUGUGGCACCUUCACGCAGUUCAGGACGAUUGUGUGUCGGAUCAGAUCCGAAACGUUCCUCCUGCCAGAGUGUGAUUUUGGCAGCGUAGUGUAAGUGGCAGAUAUCAAAGACCCAUUUUCAGCGAGAGCGCGUCUCUCUGUUUAAUAAAAGUGAGCCAGCAAGUCUCUGAAAA